Messenger RNA from Cladocopium goreaui, 3111 nucleotides. NCBI's taxonomy places the organism in Eukaryota, Dinophyceae, Suessiales, Symbiodiniaceae. The record is from the annotation of a GenBank genome assembly.
AUGAAAUCCAUGCCCAACCUGCGCUUCACGCAAUCCGAUCUGCCCCACCAGCUGGACCACUUCUUGACACCAGCAGAACCAUCCGCUGCGAUUGAUGUGCCAUCCGCUGCGGAGGAUGUCGUUGUCGUGGAUGCAACUGCGAUGACAGAUGUAGCAACCUCCACCGUGACGGAGCUUAACGCACCAUUGGUGGGUACAACAAACGCCGUGUUGACAGUGGUGGAUGCAACAACUUCCACAACAUUGACGGGGAUUAGUUCAGCAUCUGCAGAUACAGCAAGUGCUGUGUCGAAAACUGCGGAUAUAGGAACUUCCACAGCGUUGACGCAGAUAAGUACAACACCCUUGGAUACAACAACUUCAAUUUUGACAACUGCAGAUGCAGCAUCUUCUACAUUAACGGUAGUGGAGGUUAGCACAGCACCUGCAGAUACAACAAGUUCCUCGUUGACCACUUUUGAUGCGGCAUCUUCCGCUACACUGGUUGCGGUGAGCACAUCCCUGGCAGAGACUCAAACAUCCACGAUGUUGACAUCUGUGAAUGCAGAAACCUCCACUACGAUAGAAGUUUCAACUACUUCGGACACAGGACCUCGCGUCGCGAGUGGCGUUGUGCGGAAAUGGCCGCUGCGGCUCCCGGACGAGGAACCGCCGGUGGAGGAGUUCACCCCGGUCUUCAUCGAGGAAGAACUAAUGGCUCGCAAGGACUUCCGCGUGAACGAGCUGCGGAACAUGAGUUGGACCGUGGAGGAUCCCAAAAAGGCGGUGUUUUAUAUGGUAUGCUGUGGACCCAUCGAGCGGAUUCUUCUCUUACCGCCGCGCACGCCUGAACGGCCCUACAUCUGCUAUGACUGUGAUGCAAUCCUGCAAAUCAAUCGCUUGGCAGGGCCCGAUUGCACCAAGGACAUCACGCACAAAAUCUGCCACAAGUUGCUGCAGCUGCUGGAGAGGCGCGACAUGAUGUUCUCGAGCAGCGAUUUGCGCUGGUGGAACGUACGGAAUGACACGGCGCUGCAGCUGCCGGGCAUCACCCACGCGCACCACCUGCCAUCGCCGGACAUGCUGCUGCGGAACAAGGUGAAGCGCUCGCAGCCGCCGCACUACUUUCUGACCUUUCAGGGGGCGCGCAAUGUUGGGAUGGAAGGUACAUCUUUCGUAAGGCUCAACUUGGAGGCCAAGAUGAACAGCUCCAUCAAGCCGCCCAAGGGCAUGCGCGGUGCUCAGGGCGAGUGGUAUCCUUUACCGGAGAAGAACUGGACACCACCAGAGGAUGUCGUGAUCAACAUCGCACCUGACAACUGUUUCAAGACCAAGAAGCCCUAUUGGCAACUUUUUGAUUCCGUGUACAGCCUAGUGCUGCAUGGCCAUGGCCGUUGGAGCUAUCGCUUGAUGGAAGCUCUUUGCGGCGAAGCCAUUCCAGUGGUGAUGGCGGAGGGCUGGGAAUUGCCAUUUAGCGAACUCAUUGACUGGGACCAGCUCACAGUGCAGAGGCCUGAAUCCAUGGGCUUUGAUCCUGCGGGCCUUGUGGAGAGUUUGCCACGAGACCCCGCGGUCAUCGAAGCCACACGGCAAAACGUGCAAGAGGUCUACCAGAGAUUGAUGUCCACCCAACAGCAGCGCCUCACUUCCCUCCUGCGCUCCGCUGCCCUUUGGAAGCGCAACUGGCGGGAGCGUGAGCGCAGCACGCUGCGAAUGGUGGUGGACCAGACGCGGGAACGCCAGCGGGCUGCGAAUGCCGCGCAGAUCAAUGAUUACUACAAGGAGCUGGUGAAAGGCAAAGACGGUGCUCCUGUGUCUCGCGAAGAGUUCUGUGAGUGGAUCCUGAAGGGCGGGGGUGUUGCAGCCUCGGUCUACAAAGCCCUCAUGAAAGAGACCAGUGACGUCCUUGCCACCAGUGUGAGGGAGGUCUUUGCUCGCUUCGAUCAGAGCGGCGAUGGUAAGCUGGACAUGAGGGAACUGUGGAGGGUCUUCAAGAGCCUGGAUGGACAGCUGCGACUACAGGACCUCGCCGUUCUCAGCCAAGAGCUGGACACGGGAGGAGACGGUUCGGUUUCCGUGAAGGAGUUCCUCCACUGGCUGCGAAACAGUGGCUCCGCCCGCGCGACUGCGCUGGCCCGCGUGAUCGUGAAAGAGACAGGAAAGGCGCGAGAAGCUCGAAUUCGGAACGCCUUUCGGCGCUACGAUGCCACUGGGGACGGGGUGUUGGACGUGGCUGAGCUGGCCAGCGCGCUGAAGGUUCUGGGUAGCUUUUCUUCGGAUGAGAUCAAGCGUGUGAGUACUGAUCUGGAUCGGAGCGGCGAUGGCACGGUCUCCUUUGAGGAGUUCUCGACGUGGAUCAAGUGUGGCAAGGGCGAUGGUUCUGUCUUGAAAGCCAAAUCCAUCCUGGCACCAUCUGACGGCGACGGGAUGGAAGCUGUGUUUUACAACUUCUGCGGCCCCGGUCAAGCUGACAUGGAUGGCUCGAACUUUCGAAGGCUGUGCAAGGACUGUGACAUCUUGGGCACUUCGAUUGACGGGGUAACAGUGGAUCUCAUCUUUUCAGACACUCGGGUCAAGGAUCAUUCCUCGCGGAACAUCGACUUCCUUCAGUUCGAGUUUGCGCUGGAACUAUUGUCAGAGAAGAAGGGCGUCACCCUUCGGCAGCUGCGCACGCAGGUUCUAGUGCAGGGCGCUCCCAAGAAGUUGACUGGGAAGGAGGCCCAACGUGGAGAGGAACCGAGGCGUCCGAGCUUUUCGGGCCAAAGCCACCCGCAGUUAGGCGGCUCUCAGCGGAAGCCGAAGAAGAGUAGCAGCCAGAAGCGGGUCGCAGCCCUUUUGAAAAGGACCCACGAGAUUCCCGGGGAGGAAUCCUGGCGAAGGGACGUGGACAACAGCAAACUGUGGAAAGUCUUCGGACUCCACACGGCGGCAGGGCGAAAUCUCAAGAAGUUGUACCAGCCGCCCUACGUGCCUCGCGUACGAAGCUCUGGGUCCUUGGCACCUGCAGGUGCGAGCUGCCAAGAGAACUCCUGGACUAGUCCCUUCGAGCAGGCUGUGUCGCGAGGCUUCAAGGAUCACCCCACCAAGGGCCGGAACAGGGUUCGCCCCAGUGCUCCCAUGCUAGCAUGGUGA